AUGGCCAUAAUUCUCAGCUCUGUCUACAACUACCACAAAUGGUCCAGUCGUACAAUCAGUAAUGGGUGCCCCCGUGUUCCACAUACACUACCAUUUUUUGGAUUGACAAAGGUAUAUCGUAAAGACUCAAAGGCAUUUUGUGAGGAAUGGCAUGCAAAGUUAGGACCUGUGUUUCGCGCCCAUUUGUUUGGAAAGGAAGUAACUGUAGUAUCAGGCCAUUAUGUUCGGGAGGUCUUUCUUAAUAAGCACUUUGACUUUAUCAAGGGUAUUGUAAAAGUUUUUGACACCAGAUUAUUGACAGACAAUGGAUCUAGAGAAGAUUUUCCCCCAGAAGACUUGCGUGAGAUUAUUACAAAAUACUUGACACCAAAACUUAACAUUUACACCAGACGACUAAUAAAGCAGCUGAAACAAGAUGUUGAGAAUAUCCUUGGUUUAAUAGAAUUUGAUAAUUUGUAUCCAUUUGUCCAACAUUUGAUUGUCAAUGCAAGCGCCUCUAUUUUUUUGGGAGAAGAAAAUAGCCAAAACAAACUUCUCAUUGACUCAAUAAAGAAUAUGGUCCGCCUUGUUGGCAGCGAAGUUAAACAAAAUCCGUGGAUUGAACCUUUCUCACCGAUAAAAAAAAUUCGGAUGUGGGUUAUAGGAAAAACCUCUCCUGUCAUAAGAAGUUACAAAGAGCAGCUAAUAAAUGCUAUAAAACCAGUAGUCGAAUAUAGACUAUCGGAAGCAAGAAGAAAUCCAGACUGGAAGAAACCAACCGAUGUGCUUCAAGAUCUUUUGGAAAAUUCAAAGCCACCUGCUCAUAUGGAUCUUAUGGAUUACCUUGUUUGCAUCAUUACUAUACUCAUAUUUGUAGCUUUACAUUCUACCAUUGAGAAUACUACAGUACUGCUUUAUCGCAUUUUAGAAAAUCCUGAAAUUAUGGACGAACUAGACUUAGAACAGCGAGAGGUUAUUGAACAAGAAGGACUAGAUACGAACUGUGGGUCAGAAUUAUUUACACGAGACAUCCUCAAGAAAUUCACCAAGCUUGACAGUGUAUGCCGUGAAACCUUCCGAAUGAAAAAUCAAUAUAUUACAUUACCACAUGAGUAUGAUGGAAAGGUACCACUUACAUUGAGUAAUGGUGCGGUUAUAAAUCCGGGUGACGAUGUAUUGAUUGAUGUGUGGACAAAUCACCGGUAUAAAAAAGAAACCACGAGUGUGAAGGAUGCUGAUGAAUUCAGACCCUUUCGCUUCGUUAACCAAAACAAGCAGUCGACCAAAGUUGGAGAAGAUUAUUUGUUCUUUGGCAUGGGAAGACAUGCUUGUCCAGGACGUUGGUUUGCUAUGCAAGAGAUACAGGCCAUUACGGCUAUACUAGUUCGUGAGUGCAAGUUUAUUCCCAAAGGCCCCAUUAUCUUUCCUACAGCGGAAAGAUCUCCUAUACCUACUGGAAGAUGUAUAAUUCAAAGAAAGUAG
Molecule: messenger RNA, 1461 nt
Organism: Phycomyces blakesleeanus NRRL 1555(-)
Lineage: Eukaryota; Fungi; Mucoromycota; Mucoromycetes; Mucorales; Phycomycetaceae
Product: CYP5311 protein
Exons: 9
Coding region: 1-1461 (486 amino acids)
Molecular function (GO): oxidoreductase activity, acting on paired donors, with incorporation or reduction of molecular oxygen; monooxygenase activity; heme binding
Source: RefSeq, a predicted model, not a curated record